Molecule: messenger RNA, 220 nt
Organism: Linum tenue
Lineage: Eukaryota; Viridiplantae; Streptophyta; Magnoliopsida; Malpighiales; Linaceae
Source: the annotation of a GenBank genome assembly
GGUUAUGAUGUUUUUAGUUACAAUCGGACACAACAAAAAGAAUAGAGUUCUACAAGUAGACUUUUGUCGCUCGGGGCAAACAAUUUCCAAAGUGAUCCACAGGGUUCUCCGUGCUAUCCUUCGACUUCAUCCUAUUUUACUAUGCCAACCAGAACCUAUACCAGAAAACUCUACUGAUGCAAAGUGGAAGCACUUCAAGGGUUGCUUAGGGGCACUAGAC